ACAUAAUAUUCCGAAAGCUCCUAGUUCGAACUUCGAAUUUGAACCACUCACGAAAAACUUAAGUUCAUCGUGGCCCUAACGUGACGUGUAAAUUAGAAGUUUGUUUUAGAAUGGCAAUUUCAUCACCUAGACCAGCAUUCAAUCGUCAAGUCCUGACUCCUGCCGCAACGGCAGGGUAGGUUUGAGAUGACAUACUGAUCAGACGUAAUAAAGUUUCACGCCUACCUUGACAUCGUUGACUGAGACAUGAAAACUCGGAAUGUUUUUCAUUGGCUGUCCAACAAGCAAGUACUGUCAGUUGGUCUCUCUUCAGCUACUCAGAGGCACUUUUCGGACAAUAUCUGGGCUCAAAAGCUGGAUGUACAGCUGAUGAAAGAAAUUGAGUCACGCUGGAGUAAAAAAGUCAACUCAAGGCAAUUAGAUGGGAAGAAUGAAGCUAAAGACAAGUACUAUAUACUACCAAUGUUCCCUUACUCAUCAGGAGAUUUUCACAUGGGCCACAUCAGGACUUAUGUAAUCAGUGAUACAUUAUCUCGAUUCCAUCAGAUGACAGGAAAAAAUGUACUGCAACCAAUUGGCUGGGAUGCAUUUGGUCUCCCGGCAGAAAAUGCUUCGAUUGAACGUCAUAUUCCAGUUGAUAAAUGGGCAAAGAGUGACGUUGAGAACAUGAAAUCCCAGCUUCAGAGUUUUCGGUUUAAUUUUGACUGGGAUUUAGAAAUUAACACUUGCUUUCCAAAUUAUUAUAGAUGGACGCAACACAUAUUCUUAAAGUUAUUCCAUGCAGGUCUCGUGUAUCAAAAAGAAGCCCUAGUCAAUUGGGAUCCUUUAGAUGAAACUGCACUGUCUGAUGAACAAGUUGAUGAAGACGGUAAAUCUUGGAGAACAGGUGUCAAAGUAGAAAAAAAAAUUCUGAAACAAUGGUUUGUCAAAACAACCGCUUUUGCCAAAAGUCUGUAUGAUGGCCUUGACGAAACUGUCCUAAAUAAAGCAAAUGAUGUUCAUGUCAUGCAGAGGGACUGGAUAGGCGAAUGCGAUGGCUAUAGUUUCAACUUCAAUCUGGCCUCAGGGAACCAUAAAAUGCAAAAAUUCAUCACUGUUUGGACACGGCACCCAGAACAUCUCAACAAUAUUCAGUAUCUCACUGUUUUGCCUGGAAGCAUGCUGGACCAUAUGGAACCAACUCAAGAUUGGAAUAAAAACCGCCGCCUCUCAAUUCAAGCUGCAAACCCUAUCAAUGGUAGCACUAUCCCAAUUUUUGUCAAUGACACUGUUACCUAUGAAGAGUGCCAGGACGUCAAAGCUGGCAUUCCAGAAAUUUUCCUAGAAGAUCAUGUUUUUGCUCAGGAAAAUGAGAUUGAGAUCAAAAAAAUUGACCCUGUAUUCUCAACUAAAGAGGAGAUUUGUAACUAUGCUAUGGAGAAGAAUAUUGGUGGCUACCCUGUCAGCUCAAAAUUAAAAGAUUGGCUGAUAUCGCGACAAAGGUAUUGGGGGACUCCGAUUCCUCUUGUUUUCUGUAGCAAUUGUGUUGGCCCUCAGCCUAUUCCGUAUGAUCUGCUUCCAGUCCGUUUGCCGCAUACAAACAAAAUAAACAUGAAUACAAGAGCAAUCACUCCCUUGGAAAGUGCAAGUAGCUGGGUUCGUACGAAAUGCCCCAGCUGUGGUGGGCCGGCAAAGCGCGUAACCGAUACUAUGGACACAUUCUUUGAUUCCAGUUGGUAUUACCUCAGGUAUCUGGAUGUUUCCAAUGAGAAAGUUCCUUUCGACCCCAAAGUAGUGCAGAGUCUUCUCCCUGUGGAUGUGUACGUUUGUAGUAAAGAACAUGCCAUUUUGCACCUAUACUAUGCAAGGUUCAUGAGCCACUUUCUUCAUUCUAUUGGCUGGGUGCCAAAUAAAGAGCCUUUUCAAAAGCUUCUCACCCCAGGGAAGUUGAAAGCCAAGACUUACAAAUUUGAGCGUAGUGGAGACUACGUAAAAAAAUCUGAAGUGAAAGUUGCAGGACCAGGGUCAGGACCAGGACAAUUGCAUGGUUAUCACAAAGCAUCAAACGAGAAAGUGAAAAUUAACUGGGAGGAAAUGAGUGAAUCAAAAAGAAACAGUGUGGAUCCUGCUCAAGUGGUGGCAGAAUAUGGCAUUGACACAACUAGGCUCAUGGUUCUCUAUUAUUCGGCACCCACACAUGACAAGCUGUGGAUUACUGGAGAAUUUAAAUCAAUCCUAGAUUGGCAGCGCAAAGCCUGGCAAAUCGUCAAGAAUUUUAUGAGGAUCCGUGAUAGGCAAACUCCUGUCAGAAGCAUAGACGAAGCUAAACUGCCAAUGGAUGAAGAGAUGAUGUAUAAUGAACGUAACAGCUUCAUCAAAUCUGUUUGGCACCUUUAUUCAGAACUGCAUCUGUUCAAUACUAUAAUUUCCAAAUUUCACAAAAUGUUUACUCUUUUAAGUAAUUGUUCCAAUGCAUCAAUCCGUUCUGGUAAAGAAUUUGAGCGAGCCCUCGCAGAAAUGAUCAUUUUAAUGGCUCCGAUGGCUCCCCACUUUGCUGCCCAGCUGUGGCAAGGUAUAGCCUUAGUUCCUUACAGACUCAAUGAGAAUGAGUUCAAUUGGUCUGGGACUGUUUUCGAACAGAAGUGGCCUGUUGUUGAUGACAAUUUUCCCAUGUACUUGAUUGUGCAGGUGGACAAUGAUAUGAAGCACCGGUUCACCAUUACUAAUGCUGAACUUCGACUGAUAACCAAAGAACAAGCCAUAGAGAAAGCUAAAAGUCUACCACGUCUGCAAGAGAUUCUUACAGUAGCCGAAGUCCUUGGAACUUCUUAUCAUGCAAUAGAGAAUUCUGAUCAUACUAUUAACUUUAAAACCAAGUUUAGUCAUAGGAGGAGUGAAUCUGAGUCAAUAAAACAAAGUUGAUUUUUCGCACUUG
Messenger RNA from Bemisia tabaci, 2914 nucleotides. Its product is annotated as probable leucine--tRNA ligase, mitochondrial. NCBI's taxonomy places the organism in Eukaryota, Metazoa, Arthropoda, Insecta, Hemiptera, Aleyrodidae. Gene Ontology annotation, cellular component: mitochondrion. The record is from RefSeq and is a predicted model, not a curated record. Gene Ontology annotation, biological process: mitochondrial translation; leucyl-tRNA aminoacylation. Gene Ontology annotation, molecular function: ATP binding; leucine-tRNA ligase activity; aminoacyl-tRNA deacylase activity.